Ictalurus punctatus (channel catfish) is the source of this 1398-nucleotide messenger RNA. RefSeq names its product ring finger and CHY zinc finger domain containing 1 (gene rchy1). Gene Ontology annotation, cellular component: nucleus. The record is from RefSeq and is a predicted model, not a curated record. Bases 64 to 786 code for a protein of 240 amino acids. The transcript is spliced from 8 exons. Gene Ontology annotation, molecular function: ubiquitin protein ligase activity; zinc ion binding. Gene Ontology annotation, biological process: ubiquitin-dependent protein catabolic process; protein ubiquitination. Lineage: Eukaryota; Metazoa; Chordata; Actinopteri; Siluriformes; Ictaluridae.
UGUGAAAGAACAGCACUGUCACUGUCCGUGUUUGAAAUAAAGUUCUGCGCUUUUGAAUGAAACAUGGCGACCCCUGCAGCAGGAUGUCAGCACUAUGUCCGCAAAUGUUUAUUAAAAGCUCCCUGCUGUGAGAAGUUUUAUGUGUGUCGUCUCUGCCAUGAUGAUGAGGAAAAUCACAAAAUGGACCGGUUUCAGGUCAAAGAGGUGAAAUGUGCGGUGUGCGACUCUGUCCAAGAGGCUCAGCAGGUGUGUCGGGGGUGUGGAGUGACGUUCAGCGAGUAUUACUGCGAUAUCUGUCACCUCUACGAUAAAAACAAGAAGCAGUUCCACUGUCAGCCGUGCGGCAUCUGCAGGAUUGGCCCGAGGGAGAAGUUCUUCCACUGCGAGAAGUGCAAUUUGUGUCUAGCCAACGAUCUUCAGGGCAAACACAAGUGUGUGGAGAAUGUGUCGAGGCAGGACUGCCCUGUGUGUAUGGAGGAUAUGCACACGUCCAGGAUCGGCGCUCACGUCAUGCCCUGUGGUCACCUGCUGCACAAGACAUGCUUCGAGCUCAUGUGCAGAAACGGUGCGUAUCGGUGUCCCCUCUGCAUGCACUCAGCGUUAAAUAUGGAGGAGUACUGGGAGGAGAAAGAUUUAGAGAUUGCUCAGUCACCCAUGCCACCCGAGUUCAAGGAUCGGAAAGUAAAGAUCCUGUGUAACGACUGUCAGCACCGCUGUACUGUAGAUUUCCACGUGUUGGGGAUGAAGUGUGGUGGCUGUGGCUCCUAUAACACCUCGCAGGAUUGAUGCAGCUUCUGAUCAACAACAAAACAAGCCUAAAAAAAUAUACCUGUUCCACUUCUCUCAUCAUUUCCUCCGACUUCUUAUCUUCUUUCUACCUCUUAUCUAUUUCUUUCACCCAGCUCCAUUAUUAACCGACGUUAAGUUGAAACGCCAUCCUGCUCGGCCUAAGACGGAGACCUGCGAUUUCCCCUUCUCCUAUCCCUGGUCACCGAUAUUUGAUGUCAGUCCUCCAUCAUGUCAUGACUUCUUCACAGACUGGAUGUUUUUGUGAACAGUGUGUGAGCAUUGACACUUUGGGACAGCAGCUCAUCUAAAACAUCAUUUGUGUAUUUCUGAGCCUGGGUUUCUCGUUCAGCUCCAUCGUUGAUGCUCUGUCAUAGAUGACGUGAUGUUACUUCCUCUGAUUCCUGUACACACAUCAUCACAACAUCGUUUUGAGGAAAAAAACCCUUCAAACAUGAUGGUGCAAAUUUCACGUAGAGCUGGGUAAUACCAUUACAGUGUGUGCUGUAUGUAAGUGGUGUGGAAUUAAAUGGAUGUUGGGAUCCAGGCUUCUAUUGAUGUAUCAGUUCUUCAGCAUCAGUGCUGCUAAUAAAAAUAAUUUAAAAAACAUAA